AUGGCGUCCGAUAAUCGCACAUUAAAUCCAAAGGCUUCGCAAGAGACGUUAAUAUCUCUGCUCCAGCUAGAUCCUUCGCCUAUAGACAAUGCAUCCCUCUAUGAUAAGGACCUUCCACCUUUACCUGAGGAAGAUCAAGAGUCUUCAAGUUAUAGUACGAGACAUACACCAACCAGUUCAACUUCUACAUUAGGUCUCAGCGGUAGUGGUCGUGGCCCGAUAUAUUAUUUAUCACGAAUUCAACGAUAUUCUUCCUAUACAUUUUCCUUCUUCGCUGGUCUUCAUGUCGCCAACACCGCCGUAUUCCCACUGGUUUACCAAUCUGUUCCUUACUCCGAGCCCUUUCUUCUUAUGGCUCGUGAGCUUUAUCAGACCCCUUUCACCGAGCCUCUACUAGUCGCCCUCCCCGUCGUUGCCCAUGUCACAUCAGGUAUUGCCAUACGCCUACUGCGCCGACGCCAAAACCUAAAACGGUACGGUGGCGAGACCCCGGGUAUGUGGGCUUUACAUCACUCGAAGUCACCCAACCCGAAGCACAGUAUUAAGAUAUGGCCUCCCUUAACUUAUAUUUCGGUUUCUGGGUAUAUCUUCGUUGGGCUUCUUGCCUCGCACGUAGGGAUGAACCGUAUAUUACCUCUCGUCAUUGAUGGUGAUAGCUCCAACAUUGGGCUGCAGUUUGUAUCGCAUGGCUUCGCUCGAUAUCCGCUACCGCCCUGGAUAGCAUAUUCGCUACUACUAUCAGUCGGAGUAGGCCAUAUGGUUUGGGGCUGGGCUAAGUGGCUAAAUCUCACGCCGCCUGCUAACUGGAAGAAGAUAACUUUUGAUAAGCAGCUACGAAAGAGGCGCCGGCGCGCUUGGUGGGGUAUCCAGGCCGUCUCCGUCGCACUCGCGGCGCUUUGGGCUGCUGGGGGCCUUGGAAUCGUGGCAAGGGCCGGACCUGCCGAGGGCUGGCUUGCUACCGUCUAUGACAAUAUCUACGUCGCCAUAGGUCACUGA
This is a messenger RNA of Daldinia childiae, 996 nucleotides long. RefSeq lists its product as uncharacterized. The coding region runs from base 1 to 996 and encodes 331 amino acids. NCBI's taxonomy places the organism in Eukaryota, Fungi, Ascomycota, Sordariomycetes, Xylariales, Hypoxylaceae. Gene Ontology annotation, cellular component: mitochondrial outer membrane. The record is from RefSeq and is a predicted model, not a curated record. Gene Ontology annotation, biological process: lipid homeostasis; mitochondrion organization. The transcript is spliced from 2 exons.